AUGGUACUUCAUGCCUUUCCAUGGGACGCUUCGACUUCGGUUGCGAAUCUCACCGAGUCUCAAAUACAUCAGCUUUGUACAUUGAUGCAGAAUAAUUCUAUGCCAUUGUUCAACAAUUCCUCAAGUCUCAGUACUGGCAGUGAAACGUCUUCGACAGACUUUGCCAUCUUGCGAAGCAACAGUGGAUUUCAUGAAAGGCCGUCAUCAUACAUGGUCUGGGGAGUUGGAUUAAUGUUUGUUACAAUUAUCAACAUGUGUGCCGUUGUUGGUAUAGGAGUAAUGCGAUAUCUUACUAAGGACGUAUACAAUCAGGUUAUUACUUUAUUUGUGGGAUUAGGUGUUGGCUCGUUAUCAGGAUCUAGUUUUUAUCAUCUCCUCCCGCAGGCUCAUCCGUCCCUUAUGGAGGAGAGUGAUGCAAAUGGACGCUUAACACACUCAUAUCUUCACAUGGCCCAUUUUUCCCUCAUCGGAGUGUAUUUGUUUUUUAUGUGCGACAAAGUCAUUAAAAUAGUAUUGGAAAUGAGGAAACGCAAUCGUUCACAAAUCAUGACUGUGCAAGUUUCCGAUCGAGAUGAGUUGUCAAAUCGAAGCGAUUCUGCACUGGUUUCAAACAAACAAGAUUUCCACGAACGUGGAACUGUGAACAAGACAGAAGCGGCCGAAAUCGAGAUGAUGAAGCUUGAAAAUAGUGCCGGUAAAUCGAUGGGUGAUCAG
Ostertagia ostertagi is the source of this 714-nucleotide messenger RNA. NCBI's taxonomy places the organism in Eukaryota, Metazoa, Nematoda, Chromadorea, Rhabditida, Trichostrongylidae. The record is from the annotation of a GenBank genome assembly.